Messenger RNA from Salvia splendens (bonfire salvia), 669 nucleotides. RefSeq names its product WEB family protein At1g12150-like. Gene Ontology annotation, cellular component: cytosol. The transcript has 2 exons. Lineage: Eukaryota; Viridiplantae; Streptophyta; Magnoliopsida; Lamiales; Lamiaceae. Gene Ontology annotation, biological process: chloroplast accumulation movement; chloroplast avoidance movement. Bases 1 to 669 code for a protein of 222 amino acids. The record is from RefSeq and is a predicted model, not a curated record.
AUGCUGUCGAAAGAGGCCUCUAUGCUACGUCGUGCUCUCGAUCAAGUCAAGUUCGACUCCCUCCAAGCGCAGGAUGAGCACCUCAAGCUCAUCGCAGAGAAGGAGAGAGGCUACACGCCCGAAGAGAAUCUGGGGCGAAAGCUCGAGGAGGCCACCAAGGCCAUCAAGCUUCUGCUGGAGCAGCUCAAUGAUGUGCGCGAAUCCGAUCUCAACUCGUUGCAGACUGCUCUCAGUGAGCUCGACUGCGCUAGGAAGGAGCUGCAGCAGCUCCUUGCUGAGGAGCUUUCGCUACGCGCUACUGUUGAGUCGCUCGAGCAUGAGUUGGAAAAGCUUAAGAGGGAUCACACCGAGUGUGAGAAGAAGCUGUCGGAAGCAGAGUUGGAUAUCGAGCAGAUGAGGCUCGACCUAGCUGAGAGGACGGUCGAGCUUGAGACGGCCCAGUCUAGGAAUAUACGCGAGGAAAUGCAGUGCACUCUCGAUAAUUUGCUAGCACAAGUUCAAACGGAACGAAGCCAAGCAGAGAAGUUCCACAACGACAUCCAACUACUAAGGCAACAAACCGAAGUGGCAAACGCUACAGCCAAAGAAACCGACGAGAAGCUGCAGCUCGCGUUGCAGGAGGCCGAGGAGGCUAAGGCAGCACAAAAGUGCGCAGACAACCAGAUAUGA